AUGUCAAAGAUUAAAGUUGAUCAACUUAAUCAACUUAGAGAAAUUUUCAGACGAUUCGACAUGGAUUCAGAUGGAAGCCUAACAAUGUUGGAGUUAGCAGCACUUAUUCGUUCAUUAGGUCUCAAACCUUCUGGUGACCAAGUUCAAGUCAUGUUAUCAAAAAUGGACUCAAACAGAAACGGUUCUGUUGAGUUUGAUGAGUUAGUAGGAGCCAUAAUGCCAAACAUGAUGAAUGAAGAGGUAUUGGUGAAUCAAGAACAACUCAUAGGUGUGUUUAAGUGCUUUGAUCGUGAUGGAAAUGGUUAUAUUUCAGCUGCUGAAUUGGCUGGAGCUAUGGCUAAAAUGGGUCAGCCACUUACAUAUAAAGAGCUUAGAGAGAUGAUUAAAGAAGCUGAUGUGGAUGGGGAUGGUGUUAUUAGUUUUACUGAGUUUGCUACUAUUAUGGCUAGUUCUGCUUCUGAUUUAUUUGGAGAGUUUGGUUAUAGAAACAAAACACAUUCCUUCCUUUUAUAA
Messenger RNA from Lathyrus sativus (Indian pea), 513 nucleotides. The record is from the annotation of a GenBank genome assembly. NCBI's taxonomy places the organism in Eukaryota, Viridiplantae, Streptophyta, Magnoliopsida, Fabales, Fabaceae.